Messenger RNA from Ichthyophthirius multifiliis, 336 nucleotides. RefSeq lists its product as hypothetical. Lineage: Eukaryota; Ciliophora; Oligohymenophorea; Hymenostomatida. The transcript is spliced from 5 exons. The record is from RefSeq and is a predicted model, not a curated record.
AUGGAGAUCCUUGUUUAAUGCCAUAUGAUAUUUCUUCAUUAAAAUUUGAUUUUCGUAAAUCUUAUUAUACUCCAUAAAAUGAUAAAUUUGAAGGAUAUACUUAAUUUCCAUGUCCUCGAACUUAACCAAAAAUAAUCGUAAAAGGAAAAUUAUUAUAGUAUACAAGAUGAUAAUUUAAUGAAUGCAAAUUUACUAAUUAAUUAAAAAAGAUAUACAUAAAAAGUUUAAAGUUUUAAUGAAAAAACAUUUGGAUUUAGCUCUACUCCUAUUGAUAUAUAAGAAUAAAUGAAUAGAUUUAAUUAAAUCGAAAAUACUAGAUCUUCCAGAAGUAAUUGA